This is a messenger RNA of Rhea pennata, 456 nucleotides long. RefSeq names its product small nuclear ribonucleoprotein polypeptide F (gene SNRPF). The coding region runs from base 142 to 402 and encodes 86 amino acids. Gene Ontology annotation, cellular component: pICln-Sm protein complex; catalytic step 2 spliceosome; U1 snRNP. The record is from RefSeq and is a predicted model, not a curated record. Gene Ontology annotation, biological process: mRNA splicing, via spliceosome; spliceosomal snRNP assembly. The transcript has 4 exons. Lineage: Eukaryota; Metazoa; Chordata; Aves; Rheiformes; Rheidae. Gene Ontology annotation, molecular function: RNA binding.
GUCGGAGGGCGAGGCGCUGCCCCGGAAGCGAAAGCCGGAGCGGGCCUGCCUUCGCCUCGGUGCCGGGCCGCAGCGGGCGCACGUGCGGCGCGGGAGGAGCCUUUGUGCGGCCUGCGCGUCCCCCUCGGUCGCUGCGUCGCCAUGAGCCUGCCCCUGAACCCCAAGCCCUUCCUGAACGGGCUGACGGGGAAGCCGGUGAUGGUGAAGCUGAAGUGGGGAAUGGAGUACAAGGGCUACCUCGUGUCCGUGGACGGUUACAUGAACAUGCAGCUUGCAAACACAGAAGAGUAUAUAGAUGGUGCGCUGUCUGGACACCUUGGUGAAGUUUUGAUAAGAUGCAAUAAUGUUUUGUACAUCAGAGGUGUGGAAGAAGAGGAAGAAGACGGGGAAAUGAGGGAAUAGGUGUUUGUAUAUCUGGAAAUAAACAUUUUUUUUUCUUUUUUUUAUUUUCCACAA